UGCGUGAAACGGUAGUUCUGACUUUCAACUAAGCGGAACCAUGGCAAAGAGUCAACAAACCAACAAGGAGCUCACCGAGGUGUUUAACCAAAUCUGGUGCCUGGAUACCAACCGUCUCAGGCCGGGGACUGAUUACAUCAUUUCCCUCCAGGGCAAGGCAGGUUUUGUGGCUCAGGGCAGUAACAAUGCCAGAGACAUGGCCAGGGCUCCGCUCUUCAAAUAUGUUAAUGAAGCCAAGCUCAAGAGUAUCAAGACAUUUGCAAAUUUCAUCAGCUUGCUGGACAACUAUGAGGUGUCUACAGGAGUAGCAGAGACAGUUACUCCAGAGGAGCUUCAAGAGAACAGGCUCUUUAUCGAUUCCAUAAUGGAGACGGAUGUCAUGAAGUGUGCUCACAAGUAUCUGGUUAAGAAGGGGCAGUCGCCUGCAGACCCUGCACAGUUCAAGAGACAGCUGUAUGACAUCUGGUUCCGUCUCUACCACAGGGACAGGAGUGGAGGUGAAGAUUCCUGUGGAUUCGAACAUGUGUUUGUGGGAGAAACCAAGUUCGGCCGGGAGAUCAUAGGUCUUCACAACUGGGUCCAGUUCUACCUGCAAGAAAAAAAAAACCUUGUUGACUAUAAAGGCUACAAAGCAAGAGACAACAAAGCUACACCUGAUGAAGAUGACCAUGUCCUGAACCUGCAGUUUAGUUGGAAAGGCUUGGUGAAGCCAGUUUGCGGCUGCUUCAUCGGUGUCAGUCCAGAGUUUGAGGUGGCCAUCUUCACCAUCAUCUUCCUCAUGACGAAUGAGAAGAUGACAACUGUGGUGGCGAAAGUGGACGAGUACUUGCUGGAGCUGGUUGUUUAUCGGAAUGGGAAAUCCAUCGGCACGUCCUUCCCCAAACUGCUCAGCAGUAACAACAGGGAUGUGUAAUAUUACACAUUCACCUGAGCAGUCAGCUGUCAUGUACCAAAUUCUGUCUUAUGGAGUAAAUAAAAUUUCUUUCUUUA
Molecule: messenger RNA, 990 nt
Organism: Micropterus dolomieu (smallmouth bass)
Lineage: Eukaryota; Metazoa; Chordata; Actinopteri; Centrarchiformes; Centrarchidae
Product: uridylate-specific endoribonuclease C-like
Exons: 7
Coding region: 41-913 (290 amino acids)
Molecular function (GO): RNA endonuclease activity
Source: RefSeq, a predicted model, not a curated record